Molecule: messenger RNA, 1156 nt
Organism: Centruroides sculpturatus (bark scorpion)
Lineage: Eukaryota; Metazoa; Arthropoda; Arachnida; Scorpiones; Buthidae
Exons: 4
Coding region: 225-812 (195 amino acids)
Source: RefSeq, a predicted model, not a curated record
GAUAACGAGCAGACGACAAAAAAAGAAAAAACACGGAGUAAAAUUUCUCUUUAUAAAAAUGAUGAAAUGGAGAAUUGCAAGAACGAAUCAUUCUAUUGAGUGUCUUAGAUCAUUCACCUUCUCCCACGGAUGAAAAUUGACAUAUCUGGAAAGAUCAUUGAAUACAUUUUACCAGAUAGACAUAUAAGGUAGAAAAAUAUUCACGUAAAAACAUUCGAUUUAAAAUGUUUUUUAGCUCAGAAGUGAAAUCAAGUUUAGAUUUGUUGGAUAGUAUCUUAGCGGAAUAUGAACAGGACGAUGAUAAAGUAGCAUCUUCAUUUACAUCUUGGAUAACAUCUGAUGAUAAUGAAACAGAAAAUCUUUCACACAGUUGGCAAUCGAAAAAGCCGGACAAAGUAAUAAAUUAUCGACAUUCUUUACCGAGUGACGUGUCACAAUUGAGGAAAAUUCCCCCUACGCCACCAAUACGAAGUCCUACUACUAGGUUAAGUUACAACGAUCCUUACGGAUAUGACUUUGUUUCUCGUCCUGUUCCCAUCUUUGUUGGUCACCGACCAAACAAAAGACCAACUUCCUUAAUCGAAAAACCAACAAUGAUUACAUUUGGACAUGUAGCAUCUCCGGUUCACUCCGAUAACCCGCCUGACCAUCCUGUAUUUGAAACGCACACCGAAUCAAUACCAUUCGAUUUUCGACAGUCUCUACAUUUCGACGUUUUUGGGAGUCAAAAAAAACAUUAUUCCGAUCCGCACGAAAAAUCGAAAUUCAUAAAUUUAGGAAAGAAACGGAAACCUAAAUGGAAAAAAACAUGAAAAAAUUAUUUAUGCAAAAUAAACUUAAAGAAAUCAAGUUUUGGAUAUGCUGGUUUCAAUUUAUAUUUUUGACCAACAGAUGGCGGGCUAUGUCCGAAGAAGGAACCCGAAAUUACCGAAUUAAUGCCAAUAACCGGGCAUUAAAAAUCGUUACAGUCUAGAAUAUAACCGAAUCGUUCAGCUUCUGUUAUUACGUUACGUAAAUAAUAAAAUUAGUCUGUAAUCUUUUAUCUAACGGAUACUGACGGUGAAUCGAUCGUCUCUAGCCUCAAUUUAAUGUGUAUUCUGGUUAAAGUGAAUGGAAAUCCUAAAUAUAAAUUCUAAAAAUAAAUGUUUUAAUGGAA